Messenger RNA from Camelina sativa (false flax), 1485 nucleotides. The record is from RefSeq and is a predicted model, not a curated record. NCBI's taxonomy places the organism in Eukaryota, Viridiplantae, Streptophyta, Magnoliopsida, Brassicales, Brassicaceae.
AGCCAUGUUUUUUUAGCCGGCAGAACAAAACUCUCUCCACGCCAUAAUAGCGCCGUCGUCAAAGCAAAAAAAUGUCCCUCCGUUGUGGACCUGAAGCGUCCCUGCUCUUCUCAUUCUUUCAUCCUGGUUCACCUAAUAGAUAUCUUUGAAAUUAAUGUUCUCUACUCCUCCACACCCUUUCGCUGUCUUCUCUCUCUUCCAUCUCCGUUUUUCUCUGUUAUUCUAAUUCAUCCCCUUCAAUGCUCGCUCUUUCAAUUUAAGACCCACUACUCUAUCUUUAAUUGGUGUAAGUUCUAUAUAAUGUCUUCUCCUCCAAUUUGAUAAUAUAAUAUCCGUCCCCAUCUCCAUCUCCAUUCUCCAGGUAAAAUUCGCAGGAGCCACCCCUCUGAUUCUUCUUCAUUCAUCAGUUUCCAAAUUUUUAAUUCAUCUUCUGGGUUUGUGGGAAUGAAUAAUCGCAGCUUGGUGUCCCUAUUUAGCUUCUUGCUUUUACAGUAUUGGUAGUAGUAGUUAGGACUUAGGAGGAGGUCUUCAUCGAUAUGGAACCUUGUGAUUCUGCAAUUCUCGAUUCCGAUGGCGGAGCAACGACUCCAUCAAAAGAUUCACAAAGCAAGAACACACCCGUCCAACAGGAUUCGAUAUCACUUGGGGUAAAGAAACCUCCAACGAACUCUCCUGUGAAUCCAUUAUCUCCGGUCACUAAUACUGCAAGCGGGCGACUCGUAUAUGUCCGCAGAAGAGUCGAGGUUGACACUUCCAAAGCUGCUGCUGCUAGGAAAACUCCGCCUAAGGAACCACCAACCGUGGCUGUAGCUGUGGCUGUGGUUAGCUCUUCCCCACAGGGACCGUCCAGCCAUAGGUUAGACAGGGAAGAGCGUUACGAUCAUCUUCAAACGCUUCUUAAUAAGCUUAAUGAAUCUGAUCGCAACGAUCAUGUACAGAUGCUUUGGUCACUUCCCUCCUCUGAGCUUAGCAAGCAUGCUUUUGAGUUGGAAAAAAGGUCUAUUCAAUUCUCUCUUGAGGAAGCGAGAGAGAUGCAGCGUGUAGCGGCUUUAAACGUGUUAGGACGGUCUGUGAACGGUCUUAAAACUUCAUCAAAUGACAGAGAACAGUAAAGGACAAAGGAAAAUAGGAAACAAGGCAAGUGCGCACUGAUGUGGAUGAACACAAAAUCGAAGAAAGGGCAAUUAAUAAUGAGGGCGAGGGCGAAGAGGCAUUGCUACAGUAGUUGUGAUACCAUGUAAGAGUAGAUUUUGUCGGGUGAGUCUAUCUUUUAAUUUGUCCCCUCCGUAAGAGGAAUUCAUUAUUUGGAUUCUAGAAUGUACAACAAAAAAUCAUGUAUGCGUAAUAAAAAUACCAUGUAAGAGAAGAGAUGAUCUAAGGCUCUAAGCCCACGAGUUAGGGGGGAUUCAAUAUUCCUCCAAAACUCCUGAGACAAAUGUGGCACGUCACUUGGUAUUAUUAUAAGAAGAUCUCAUUGUAAUUGUA